This is a messenger RNA of Rotaria sp. Silwood1, 1335 nucleotides long. The record is from the annotation of a GenBank genome assembly. NCBI's taxonomy places the organism in Eukaryota, Metazoa, Rotifera, Eurotatoria, Philodinida, Philodinidae.
AUGGCUCGUUUGUCCAUUAUUUGUAUUGGAUUAAUUCUAUUUGUCACUGUAUGGUCAUCAUCUUUAAAUAUAGAAGGAUCAUCAAAACGUGUAUUAGUACUUCUUGAUAAUUUGGCUAUUCGAGAAACACAUUCAUUUUAUUUUAAACAAUUAAAAGACCGUGGAUUUGAUCUAACUUUCAAGUCAUCAGAUGACAGUAAUCUUCAAAUAGUUAAAUAUGGUGAAUAUAUUUAUGAUCAUAUUAUCUUAUUUGCUCCCGCUACAAAAGAAUUUGGUGGACGUUUGGAUGCUGAAGUUUUAACACAAUUUGUUGACGCUGGUGGUAAUGUUCUUAUUGCUGGUAGUCAUAUAAUCGGUGAUGCUAUACGUGAGUUUGCUGGUGAAUGUGGUAUUGAAUUUGCUGAUGAUAAAAAUGCUGUUAUGGAUCAUCUUAAUUAUGAUGUUAAUGAUAACGGACAACAUACAUUAAUUAUUGCAAGUCCAGAUAAUCUUUUAUCGUCUGAAUUAAUCACUGGACAAGCUAAAAAAGCUGGUUUACCAUUUCUUUUUCGAGGCAUUGGAAUGUCAUCUGAUCUAGAAAAUCCAUUAUUACUUGAUGUUUUAACUGGUUCAUCAAGUUCAUAUACAGCUAAUCCUGAUGAAAAAACAUUAACUGAAUAUCCAACAACAGUUGGUAAACGAACAUUAUUAAUAUCUGUACUUCAAGCUCGUAAUAAUGCUCGUGUUGGUUUUGUUGGUUCAUUGGAUUUUUUUAGCAAUGAUCUUUUUCAAAGUUCAAUACAAUCAAAUGAUGGAAAAAAAUCAGCUAAAUCUGGUAAUGAAGAACUAGCUAUUGCAUUAACUGAUUGGGUAUUUAAACAACGUGGUGUUUUACGUGCAAGAAAUAUUCGUCAUUAUUUGAAAAAAGAAAAAACGACACCAAGUUAUUAUACAAUUAAAAAUGACAUCGUAUUUAAUGUACAAUUUGAUGAAUUUGUUCAUGGUAAAUGGAUGCCAUUUAAUGGAACUGAUGUUCAAUUAGAAUUUGUUCGUAUUGAUCCAUUUGUUCGAACAACUAUGACAAAUAAAGGUGGUCAACUUGAAGCCCAAUUUCGUGUUCCAGAUACUUAUGGAAUCUAUAAAUUUAUUAUUGAUUAUAAUCGUAUUGGUUAUACACAUUUAUUUUCAGCAACACAGGUCUCCGUUCAUCCUUUACGUCAUACAGAAUACGAACGAUUUAUAACAUCAGCAUAUCCAUAUUAUAUUUCAUCAUUUUCAAUGAUGGUUGGCGCUUUUCUUCUCAGUUUUAUUGUACUUUAUCAUCGUGAUGAAAUGCCAAAAACAAAAGCUGAAUAA